This is a messenger RNA of Phyllopteryx taeniolatus (common seadragon), 1509 nucleotides long. RefSeq names its product CUE domain containing 2 (gene cuedc2). The record is from RefSeq and is a predicted model, not a curated record. Gene Ontology annotation, molecular function: ubiquitin binding. NCBI's taxonomy places the organism in Eukaryota, Metazoa, Chordata, Actinopteri, Syngnathiformes, Syngnathidae. The transcript has 9 exons. Bases 185 to 1036 code for a protein of 283 amino acids.
GCCUGUUUUUACAAUGUGAGGAAAUGACGUCCCCAAUGUUGUGAAUUGCUAAUAAGCUUCCACGCGCACUCCGAGAGCCGCUCGGACUCGAGCCUCCUGCACUGACGCUUUUCUCAGGAAUAUCUUUGAGGCACCGUGAGAGCCCUUCAUGUCCUCACACUGUCGGACAUUUUAAAAAGCCACCAUGGACCUCCACAAAAUCAUCCACGGCGCGUUGCACGACUUCUUACAGACUUACAUCCCCGAUGCAGAUCUCAGCACGCUGGAUGACGUCCUCCUGUCCUAUAUCACUGGAGUUCUGGAAGAUCUUGGCUCCCAGCAGAGUGUGGAAGAGAACUUUGACGUGGAGGUGUUCGCCGAGAUGCUGGAGGCGUACGUACCGGGAUUUGCCGAAAUCGACAGCGUCAAAGUGUGUGAAAUGAUGUUUGGCCUGGCGUCGGCACUCGCUGCAGCUCGCACGUCAGUGACCGGAGAAAACAGCGUGCCAAAGCCGGAAGACCGCUCAUUUGAAAACACCCCCCGCCUACCGAGUGAACCCCCACCUGGCAGGGAAAUGCAGUGCCUUCAAACACAAACAGAGGGCGCCAUUGCCAAGCUACCAGUGUCAGAGUUGGAAACCCAGGAGCAGCACCUUCUGGAGAUGUUCCCCAAGUGCAGUCUGUCCGAGGCCCGCAGCGCUCUGUCUAUUGCCAAAGGCGACAUGGACGAAGCCGUACGCCUUAUCAUCGAGGGCGACGUCCAACUCAGCCCCACACCGCUCAACGUCAAUCAAGGGAAGAAUAUCUCCUCAGUGGCCGAUCAGAAACUGAAAGAAAGCAUCCUUGAGAAGUACAUGCUCGUCGACAACGAAGAGGACAAAAAGACACAUCGACCUGUCGCCCCCAAAGAGGCUCCCAAAAAGUUGGUCCGCUACCACGGCAACCAGGUGGUGAGCACCAAAGGAGAACGCUACCAGGUGGUGAAGAAGAGCGAGACGGAUGACAUGAAGAAGACGUACGUCAACCUCAAGCCGGCUCGCAAAUACCGAUUUCACUGACAGCACGGCGGGUAUAACCACACAUAUUAUGUUGACUCACAGUAUUUUGUUUUAUUUAUACAAUGUGAAUUGGAAUUUCCUUUCUCAAACGUAGUGAGCUUAUUUUCAAUGAUGUUGCCAUGGUGUGUACACUUGUUGUUAAUGUUUUUCUGUUACAUUUGCUUUUGGAAUUUUCAGGUUUUUAAUUGCACAUUUUGCACAUAACGCAACUUACUGUGCAUACAUUAUUUUACAGAAUAUCAAACGAGUGUUUCUGAGCAAUCUGUGGUUUAGAUUUGCGGGUAUAUUUAUUAUUCGAUGGGGUCUUUUCAGUUAUUGCCACAUUAUUCGCAUAAAAGAGUUGCGUCGCAAGAGUAUAAGCUAAACGCGUCUUUGAAGAGAAAUGUUGAUGCGUGAUGAAAAAUUUGCAAGUCGAAAUUGUGGUUUUAUCCAAAAGAUUUAAAAAAAAAAAAAAAGUAGGAUCAAAUUAAAGG